Molecule: messenger RNA, 1434 nt
Organism: Phaeodactylum tricornutum CCAP 1055/1
Lineage: Eukaryota; Bacillariophyta; Bacillariophyceae; Surirellales; Neidiaceae
Exons: 1
Coding region: 37-1434 (465 amino acids)
Source: RefSeq, a predicted model, not a curated record
CAGAGUCAGGUGCAUCCCAACUUCCCUUGGUCAGAGAUGAAAUUCGUGCUUCCUUUACUCGUUACCCAUCUGUUGGUAUCAGCCGUUGCGGGGUUUGUGCCGAUACGUCGGUGCGCGGGAAGUCCACAGCCGAGGACGAAGCCUCUACUGAGUAGCAGCGGCGGCGUUUACACGCGCGUUCGCUUAGGCAGCGCGGCUUUGGCGUUGUCAUCCAACGAUUCGUUUGAUAUUUCCAAGCCCGUCUUUGAUUUGUACGCCUGGCGUUCGGUUCGCGGCGACGCCUUGGCCAAGUACAAUUCACUCAACCAGAGUGAGCCUUUGCGAAUCAAUUUGUCGGCGCUCUUUGCGCUCACGUGUUUCGCUAGUCCAACUUUAGCCGAGGAAAUUAAUGCCGAAGCCUUGUCUCUGCCGCAAACGGCACUCACCGUUGUCCUCGGUCUGGCGUGUUCCGCCGCGUUCGUUCGUGAGAACCAACGCCGAGCGAAACAAUUGACCCGUCUCGAAAAAGAACUCGCAGCGCUGUCACUCACGAUACGCUUACCGACAUCUAUUCUAGCGGAUGCCGCUUUCGCAAAGCCCGUCUCCAUCCAACAGCUCCAAAGGAAAUCCGCCAGUCGCGUGAUUGCCGUCACCGGCACCGCGGCCGAAUUGGCACCGACGCUGCAGGAGUUGCGGGUCCUGGGUCGUCGAUUGACACAGGCCAACACGUACGUAGUCGUUAUACCCACAGACGGAUCUACUCGUGCCGAUUGGGGCUUGCCGAAUGAACGAUUCACCUGGCUAGCGGAACCUGCAGUCGUUCUCCAGUGGAAAACCUACUUUGCGACUCUUUCCGAGGGGUCAGACUUUAAGUGGUUUGGGCUCUCGUCGAGCGGUAGGUCGUUCGGAUCCGGCCAAGGAUCUCGUCCGGUAUCGUGGAUUCAGAUGUUGGGACAGCAUCUGCGCCCUACCGAUAUUCUGGACGAAAACGACGUUUCCAAGGAAGACGUCGACAACGUUCUGUCGCAGAUGGACCUCUUCUACGAUGCGCUCGUUCAAGGGAACUUAGAACAGAUGAGAUCGGUUUGUGCGGAAGAGCAGUGCAAGGAAGUAACUGGCGUCAUUCAGGCUGGAGGUCGACUGGACGACUGGAAGAGUUGCCUGCAAGAAGGGAAUCGACCUGCCGGGAUGAGGGUGUCGGGAGCGGAUGUAACGAUAAUUUCCAAGGAAUUGGCAUUUUCGACAGUCAUUGAGUUUCCCUCCGCUAUAGAGGGGGCGACUCUACUUGCCAUGCAAAAAUGGAUCCGACAAGCUGGCGAAUGGAGAUUGGCCCGACAUCAAACGAUCCCGUGGGCGGAAAAUGCUGCUGCUGGCACGCUGAUUUGUGACUGCCGAGGAUGUGUAUCUUUGACACGGAGUGCUGACCGAAGAACUUUUGGUGGAUUGAUUGGAUAG